UACCUAUGUGUCCUCGGUAGCUUUGUUUUGUCGAAUGUUUUUAUUUAUCUUAGCUUAGUUGCAGAAAACAAGUUGAGUAUUUGACAAUGGAUGCAUGUAAUGCGGUUGAAAGAGAAGUUGACAAAGUAUUAUCGAAGUUUGGAGGAAUCAAUGAGCAUGCUGAUCGUGUUUUGAGAGAAAUAACAGACAACUUAGAAGACCUAAAGAAAGAGUUUGCUGAAGGACCCGUAGAUUAUGAACUGACAACUGCGCAAAUUGUCAUUCUAAAGCAAACUCUGGAUAAAGUCCGAGAAACAGUUCAGCGACUGGCUACGGAUCACCGCGACCUGCACAGUACCGUCUCGAAAGUAGGGAAAGCAAUUGACAGAAACUUUGUUUCUGAUUUUGCUUCAACAAGCAGAGAUGAUGUGUUUAGCGGAUCGGAUAAAGUGCAGUUAUUAAAUCAAGUAAUUUGUCAGCAUUUCUAUCGACAAGGAAUGCUAGACAUUGCUGAAGAGCUGGCUAAGGAAGCUGGCUUAAAAGCUGAAGAUGGAGGCAAAGAACCAUUUUCAGAAUUGAACAGAAUAUUAGAUUCUUUAAAAGGUCAAGAUCUUCAACCUGCUUUAGAAUGGGCCCAAGCGCAUAGAGAAAGUUUGGAUGCACAGAAUUCAUCAUUGGAAUUCAAGUUACAUCGCCUCCGGUUUAUUGAUUUAAUCCAGAGGGGUCCAGGUGGACAGAAAGAUGCUAUACGAUAUGCAAGAACUCAUUUCCAACAAUUUGUAAAUCGACAUGAAAAAGAAAUCCAAAGCUUAAUGGGAAUGCUUCUGUAUCUGCCUCAUGGUAUUGAUAAAUCUCCAUAUAGCCAUCUGUUAGACCCAAAUAUGUGGGUCGAAAUAGCAGAUGUUUUCACAAGAGAUGCGUGUUCCCUGCUUGGUUUAAGUGUUGAUAGUCCAUUGACAGUAUGUGUGAAUGCUGGAUGUACAGCACUGCCAGCUCUACUCAACAUAAAGCAAGUUAUGCAGCAGAGACAGGUCACUGGGAUUUGGAAUGGAAAAGAUGAAUUACCUAUAGAGAUAGACUUGGGGCAAGAGAGUCGAUACCAUUCUGUGUUUGCGUGCCCUAUCUUAAGGCAACAGAGUACAGAAUCAAAUCCACCAAUGAGACUGAUAUGUGGACAUGUUAUUUCUCGUGAUGCCCUCAACAAGCUCAGCAAUGGAAACAAAUUGAAGUGUCCAUACUGUCCAGUGGAGCAGAAUCCGUCUGAUGCUCGACUUAUAUACUUUUAGAUAUUUUUGUGUGCAGUGCAUUGCAGCUGCCGAGUUUUGUAUCCCUUCUGAAGUGCAGUGCUGUUCAGAACAGCUUUGUAUUUUAUCAAGACAAAAAUAAGAACAAGUAACUGAUAUGUUCAAAUGUAGAUUUUAUAUUUUAACGCUGCACUGAUUAUUGUUUCUGAAAAUGUGAAUGUAGUGUAUGUAUAAUGUAAAUAAUAGAAAUGCAUAUAAUUUAUAUUUGUCCAAAUAUUAGUGUUGUGCAAUUGUGAAACCAAGCUAUCAUUGGACUUGGCAGUACCUCUUACUUCCUGUGAUAUGGAAUGUCAUAGUGUGAAAGGAAAUAAGCAAAAAAUAA
Messenger RNA from Schistocerca americana (American grasshopper), 1605 nucleotides. RefSeq names its product E3 ubiquitin-protein ligase RMND5A (gene Sou). The coding region runs from base 87 to 1265 and encodes 392 amino acids. Gene Ontology annotation, molecular function: ubiquitin protein ligase activity; protein binding. Gene Ontology annotation, biological process: proteasome-mediated ubiquitin-dependent protein catabolic process. Gene Ontology annotation, cellular component: nucleus; cytoplasm; GID complex. The transcript has 9 exons. Lineage: Eukaryota; Metazoa; Arthropoda; Insecta; Orthoptera; Acrididae. The record is from RefSeq and is a predicted model, not a curated record.